CCUUGCUUGCUUUCGCGGGCUCUCUCCCACACGCUUUCUUUCUAAGCCUUAGACAUGCAUACGCACAGACUGGUGUAUACAGUAUAAUUCGAAUGUAAACCAUCGUUUUCCUUCGUAAACGAUGAACAGUGGAAGUUGCUUGGCUCCCUGUAUCGACCAAGCCCUUCCGAAUCUUCCCCUCCCAUGAUACGCGAUGGGUUGCAUCUCGACCAUCAUCACCGACGGUCGUCGCCGCACCGCCGUUAAACACCGCCCGAGUAGGAAGGCGCCCGUUGCUACCCCCGCGGUAUCCGACGAAUGUAAGUCCAGCAGCGCUCCGGCGGACGAGACACCGAGACCUCAGCAAGGCUGGCCACCGUGGCUGGCCGCCGUGGUGGGCGACGCCAUUCGCGAAUUCGUCCCUCGCUGCGCCGAUACCUUCCAAAAGCUCGACAAGAUUGGGGAAGGAACGUAUAGCAACGUGUACAAAGCCAGGGAUCUGGUGACGGGGAAGACGGUCGCGUUGAAGAAGGUCAGGUUCGAUAAUUUGGAGGCAGAGAGCAUCAAGUUCAUGGCGCGAGAGAUUCUGGUGUUGACGAGGCUUGACCACCCUAAUGUGAUUAAGCUCGAGGGGCUGGUCACUUCGCGCCUGUCCUCGGGUCUCUACUUGGCUUUCGAGUACAUGGAACAUGAUCUCUCCGGAAUCGCUGCCCGCCAAAAUGGCAAGUUCACUGAGCCUCAGGUCAAAUGUUAUAUGAGGCAGCUGUUGUCAGGGCUUGAGCAUUGCCAUAAUCGUGAUGUCCUGCACCGUGAUAUUAAGUGCUCCAAUUUACUUAUUGACAAUGAAGGGACCCUUAAAAUAGCUGAUUUUGGACUGGCGACAUUCUAUGAUCCUGAGCGCGAGCAAGUCAUGACCAAUAAAGUUGUAACACUAUGGUACCGAGCACCGGAACUUUUGCUUGGGGCUACUAGCUAUGGAAUUGGCAUUGACCUCUGGAGUGCAGGCUGCAUUUUGGCGGAGUUACUCUAUGGAAAGCCAAUAAUGCCAGGACGGACUGAGGUAGAGCAACUGCAUAAGAUAUUCAAAUUAUGUGGCUCGCCAUCUGAAGCAUAUUGGAACAAAUUCAAAUUGCCAAAUGCCAAUAUUUUCAAGCCACCACAGCCUUACACUCGUUGCAUAACAGAAACAUUCAAGGACUUCCCACCGUCUGCUCUACCUCUCCUUGAGACUCUGCUUUCGAUGGACCCUGAUGAACGGGGCACCGCCACAACGGCACUAAAUAGUGAAUUCUUUGCUGCUGAACCUCAUGCAUGUGAACCGUCAAGUCUGCCAAAGUAUCCUCCAAGUAAAGAGAUGGAUCUAAAGUUGAUCAAGGAAAAGGCGAGAAGAGAUUCAAGCAAGAGACCUGGUGCAUUCCAUGGUUCCAGAAUGGAUGGGGUUCAUGGUCGGGCUGGGAGGUUAAUUCCAGCCCCAGAAGCCACUGCAGAGAAUCAGGCAACUCUGCAUAGGCUGAGAGUUAUGAAGAAAGCCAAUCCCAUGAGCAGAAGCGGGAAAUUCCCACCUGCACAUCAGGAUGGAGUGGUUGGAUCUUCUGCUAACGCAUGCCUAACUGGUCCAGUGUCAAGUGCUGCACCUGAUUCCCGUCGAUGCCAGUCACUUAAUCAGAACUCAUCAAGUUCAGUUGGAAAUGCUUUAGCUGGAUCCUCCACAAGCCAGAAGACGUUAAAGGCGACUCCCAAGUUGUUGCAGAUGGGAAGCUCAUCUUCGCAUUCAUGCCAUCGGAUGCUUGUUUACGGAUCCAAUCUCACAAUCAGAAGUAAAUAGUUGGCCUCCAGCUCUCGAUGCUCUCUCUAAAUCAGAAAAGAAGAGCGGUACACAGACUCGAUAAUCUUUUUGUUAGCGUAGGAUCCUUAUAGAUUUCUCUCCCCACACCAGUUCUGUACCUAUUUUCAGAGUAACCAAUUGUUGUACAAAAGAAUAAAGCUUUUGCAUUGUGAAUGUCAACCUGUUACUUCUGUCA
This is a messenger RNA of Rhodamnia argentea, 2000 nucleotides long. Its product is annotated as probable serine/threonine-protein kinase At1g54610. Gene Ontology annotation, molecular function: RNA polymerase II CTD heptapeptide repeat kinase activity; cyclin-dependent protein serine/threonine kinase activity; ATP binding. NCBI's taxonomy places the organism in Eukaryota, Viridiplantae, Streptophyta, Magnoliopsida, Myrtales, Myrtaceae. Gene Ontology annotation, cellular component: cyclin-dependent protein kinase holoenzyme complex; nucleus. The transcript has 7 exons. Bases 194 to 1804 code for a protein of 536 amino acids. The record is from RefSeq and is a predicted model, not a curated record. Gene Ontology annotation, biological process: positive regulation of transcription elongation by RNA polymerase II; protein phosphorylation.